AUGUCAACUUUAGAUGCCACAAAACUUGAUAGGGAAUGGACCGAUUGGCAGAUUGUUCGAUUAGAUCCAUCUGCAGAGACCCGAUUCGUUACGAAGUCGGAGUUCCUGAUCACUACAGAUCAGGAAAUGUACGAUUUUCUACAAGAAAUCGUCAUGGAAAUGCAGAAAUUCGAGUGUCCGAGGGCCGAAGCAGUGGCGCGCAUCAAUGACCUCUGGGGCGGGAUGGUUUUCAAAGAGCCUGAUCUGCUUACACACGAGAUGCCCGAACACUGGGCGCAUUUUCUUUACUAUGAAGAUGCGAAAUAUUGGGAUGAGAAUGAAGAUAGGUCAACGUGGACAGUAAAGGAAGCACCACCUAAGGAGUCUGCUUCGUGGACAUUGAAGGAAUAA
Penicillium paradoxum is the source of this 390-nucleotide messenger RNA. RefSeq lists its product as uncharacterized. Lineage: Eukaryota; Fungi; Ascomycota; Eurotiomycetes; Eurotiales; Aspergillaceae. Bases 1 to 390 code for a protein of 129 amino acids. The transcript has 2 exons. The record is from RefSeq and is a predicted model, not a curated record.